AUAUAAGUACAUCGAACAUGGAGUAUCGUAUUUUGGUGUACUUUUUUUGUGAAUUGCGUGAAUAGAUGUUGUGGAGCGUCGGAAUGAGUGGCCGCAACCAAGAGCAAAUUGAGUGUGAAGCAAAAAUUGUAAAUUAGGUUGGGAAGGUUGUGAUUCUGCCCUCCCUCCCUUCCAAAAAGGCACAAGCAAUAAUAGUAAACAGCGCCACCAAAAGGGAAGCAAAGAAAUUACCAGAUGAAAAUGGCGAUUUCGUUAAGGUCGUGUGCAGUUAGUGUCCAGCAGUUGAGUGGAACGUUACGACAUUGGGUGGUGAAAAUUUGCAAUUGAGUCGAUCCUGAAGCAGUUUUCGAAGAAGAUAUCCAGUGAAAAAAUUAAAAUGACCGAGAAAGUCGAGCUUGAAAAUGCCGAAUUAGAGGCGGUUGGUACGCUUCCCCAAGAUGACGUCGCUAACGCCGAUGCGCACGCAUCAGCCAAAGCCGACGACGAUCCGAGGGUGUCCGAUUCGGAGGGUGUCCCGCCGAAGAAGAGGAAGACCCGUCGCGGGAAAUCCAAACGCAAGAACGUUCAUCCUUAUAGGAAAAGCGCUACAAGGACCUCAUCCUCGUCAAACAAUGUCGUGAAACCGGAGGCGCCGUACAACAGCAAUCGUUUUCUGAUAGAGGAUCACGGAGAUCUGGAUGGUAUCGACGAGGAGUUCAAGAAAACAGAUCAAGCAUCCACAUCCACUGUCACAAGAACCAGAGACUCUAGUUUCAGCGCUGACUCUGAUGGCGAGUUUUACUCCACACCAGAUGAUGAAGAGGUAUUUUUAAUCAAAGACUUUGAUUAUCAGUAUGAAAGUAUUCAAGCAGAGCGCCUUCAAGCCCUUAGCAAGGAUGAGCUCAUCAGAGAUUUCCUUUUACUGGAGAGCAAAUUUGAGAUACUCUCUAACCGGUUUCGUGCCAAGGCUUUGGAACACAAAAAUCUAGAAGCAAAGCAUGACAGUCACAGGGAAAUCCAACGUCUCACCCUGGAGAAUGAAAGCCUGAAGAGAGAGAAUGAGUAUCUGCGUACUAGGCUGAAUUCUAGUUCUGGCUCUGCAGACUCUGAGACUGAUUCCAGUGACACUUGCAGUUCCACAACAAGCAGCUUAAGUCGUCCUGAAUCUCCUGUUGAUUACAAGCACACAAAUGGACAUGUAGACACUGUUAAAAGUGUUUAGAUCGCUAGCAUUCUAUUGCCAAAAUAAUCGAUUAAUAACAAUAAAAGAAAUUUAAAUUCCUUGUAUGGCAAAAGCAGCAAUGCAUCUCAUUGCUUGUCUGUUGUUAUACAGGUAUGGUGAUGAUAAAUGAAAAUAUAUUUUCAAGUGAUAUUAAAUUACGUUUAUUAAAAAAAUUAAUAAAUCAAAAU
Messenger RNA from Nicrophorus vespilloides, 1389 nucleotides. RefSeq names its product protein HEXIM1-like. The record is from RefSeq and is a predicted model, not a curated record. Gene Ontology annotation, molecular function: 7SK snRNA binding; cyclin-dependent protein serine/threonine kinase inhibitor activity. The transcript has a single exon. The coding region runs from base 377 to 1201 and encodes 274 amino acids. Lineage: Eukaryota; Metazoa; Arthropoda; Insecta; Coleoptera; Silphidae. Gene Ontology annotation, cellular component: nucleus; cytoplasm; nucleoplasm. Gene Ontology annotation, biological process: negative regulation of transcription by RNA polymerase II; negative regulation of cyclin-dependent protein serine/threonine kinase activity.